This is a messenger RNA of Physella acuta, 1686 nucleotides long. Its product is annotated as actin-related protein 10. NCBI's taxonomy places the organism in Eukaryota, Metazoa, Mollusca, Gastropoda, Physidae. The record is from RefSeq and is a predicted model, not a curated record.
UGUAAUCUAGGCAUAGACACAAAAAUCAAUGACGUUUCACACACGGAAGUGAAAGUUGGAUAGCUGAACUCACAUAAUAAUAAUAUUACAUUGUCUAGGUCUACACCAAAUCGAGUUGAAUAUAGCAAAUAGUAGUAGAUUAAUGCAUCGUUUACAUACAAUAUGCCACUUUAUGAAGGACUAAGCAUAGGAGAUGAACCCAAAGUUAUCGUAAUUGAUAUCGGGGUUGCAUAUACAAAAUGUGGCCUGGCAGGAGAAACUGGUCCUAGGUGUAUUAUACCUUCACAAUGUACCAAUGCUAGGACACAACAGGUCAAGAAGAUCUGGGAAUACACCACUACAGAGGAACUAUAUGAACUAUUAAAAGAGCUGCUGUAUACUUUGAUCUUUAGGUAUCUUCUUGUGACACCCAAAGACAGAAGAGUGGUUGUUGUUGAGUCACUACUAUGUACUUCUGACUUCCGAGAUACCCUUGCUAAAGUUCUGUUCAAGCAUUAUGAGGUUGGCUCUGUGCUCUUUGCUUCAAGCCAUCUUUUGUCCAUGCUGACACUGGGCGUCAAUGUGGGGCUGGUGGUAGAUGUCGGCUAUAAAGAAACAUUGGUCAUACCUGUUUAUGAAGGUAUCCCAAUAAUGAAGGGUUUACAGUCCAUUCCACUUGCAGGCAAAGCCAUCCACAGUCGCAUCAAGACACAACUAAUGGAACAUGGGACAAUCAGCACACCAGACCAACAGCAUCAGGCUGUUGCUAGUAUCCCAGAUUUAAUCACAGAGGAUUUAUUAGAAGAUAUUAAAGUGCGCUGCUGUUUUGUUACUGAGUACACACGUGGUCAGCAAAUACAGGAAGUCACCAUGCGUGGAGGACAUGCCAACAAGUUACCGCCACCUCCUCCGGAUACAGAUUAUCCUCUGGAUGGUGGAAAUGUUCUAAAUGUCAGUGGCCGUAUCAGGGAACAUUCUUGUGAAGUGUUGUUUGAACAAGACAAUGAAGAGACUUCUAUAGCAACACUUUUGUUAGAAUCAUUAAUCCUGUGUCCAAUAGACACCAGAAUAGAACUGGCCAACAAUGUACUGGUGACAGGGGGCACUGCUAUGCUGCCAGGAUUCUACCAUCGGCUGCAGUUGGAGCUGGCUAACCUCCUGAAGAAACCUGUGUAUUCAUCACAGCUAGGGAUAAAGCAGUUCAAAUUCCAUAAAGCUCCUGCUAAAGAAAAUUAUACGGCAUGGCUUGGAGGUGCUCUAAUAGGAGCUCUGGAAACUCUGCCCUCCAAGUCCCUGUCACGUGAUGUUUAUUUACAGAAAGACAAGCUGCCAGAUUGGUGCUGCAUUGAUUCUGAAUUCUUAAUGGAUGAAAAGUCCCACAAAUAAUGUGUAAAUAAAGUUAGGAUGCAUUUGUAGUUUUUUUUUACUUUUUGGGCUUUGGGUAGUAGAAGCAAAUCCCUUUUCUUGCUAAUAAUUUAACGUUUAAUAUCAGUAAUGGGCCUGAAUUGAGAUAAUUUAACUUAUUACUUGUGUUAAAAAUGCUGGAGAAUAUUACUGCUUAAACUAUAAUAUUAAGCACUUUAGUCACAUGGGAGUGUCACUGUGAGAAUGAAAUUUGAAUGUCACACAGACACUCUUCUUUUUGAGAAAUAGCCCUGAUAAUUGUUAUGUAUGUCUGCUAACAUUUAGAAUUAUAUUUUUGCAAGG